AAUAUAGCUAGAGGAGAAGUUUGCAUCAUAAUUCAGAAGAGAAAGAAAAAGAAAAGUAAAAAGAAUAAACACUAGCUAUAUCUCUAUUUAUAGAACUGUGACCUUGCUUAACAUCACUGAGUCCAUAACCAUGACUUCCGAGAAGGUUGAGACCAUUGUGGCCGGAAAUUAUGUCGAAAUGGACAGAGAAGAGGAAAAUUCAAGCACUUCUAAAAGCAAAUUAUCGAGAUUUUUCUGGCACGGUGGCUCUGUUUAUGAUGCAUGGUUUAGUUGCUCUUCGAAUCAGGUUGCUCAAGUGCUUCUCACGCUGCCUUACUCAUUUUCGCAACUAGGAAUGUUGUCAGGAAUAAUUUUCCAGCUCUUCUAUGGCUUGUUGGGAAGCUGGACUGCUUACCUUAUAAGUGUGCUUUAUGUGGAGUACAGAACUCGAAAGGAACGAGAGAAGGUUGAUUUCAGGAACCAUGUCAUUCAGUGGUUUGAAGUUCUUGAUGGACUACUGGGAAAGCACUGGAGAAACAUAGGCCUGUUUUUCAAUUGCACUUUUCUGCUAUUUGGCUCUGUUAUUCAACUGAUUGCCUGUGCAAGUAAUAUCUACUACAUAAACGAUAACCUUGACAAGAGAACAUGGACAUACAUCUUUGGAGCUUGCUGUGCCACAACUGUGUUCAUUCCUUCAUUUCAUAAUUACAGAAUUUGGUCAUUUUUAGGACUGCUCAUGACAACUUACACUGCAUGGUAUCUCACCAUUGCUUCUUUACACCAUGGACAGGUUGAAGGGGUGAAGCACUCAGGUCCAUCCACUAUGGUUCUAUACUUCACUGGGGCAACAAACAUUCUUUACACCUUUGGUGGGCAUGCUGUGACUGUGGAGAUAAUGCACGCAAUGUGGAAGCCCCAAAAGUUCAAAACCAUAUACUUAUUCGCGACACUCUAUGUUCUUACCCUAACCUUACCAUCCGCUAGCGCGGUUUACUGGGCUUUUGGUGAUCUGCUCCUCAACCAUUCCAAUGCUUUUGCUCUGCUCCCAAGAACUGGAUUUAGAGACACUGCUGUUAUUCUCAUGCUCAUUCAUCAGUUCAUCACAUUUGGAUUUGCAUGCACCCCACUAUACUUUGUAUGGGAGAAAUUCAUUGGAAUGCACAACACAAAAAGCCUGUACAGAAGAGCUCUUGCAAGACUUCCCGUGGUUAUUCCCAUAUGGUUUCUUGCCAUUAUUUUCCCCUUCUUUGGCCCCAUCAACUCCACUGUGGGAUCUCUGCUUGUCAGCUUCACAGUUUACAUUAUCCCUGCCCUGGCUCAUAUGAUCACAUUCUCUUCCCCUUCAGCCAGAGAGAAUGCAAUAGAGAGACCCCCAUCAUUCUUAGGGGGGUGGGGAGGAUCAUUCUCCAUAAACAUCUUUGUGGUGGGAUGGGUUUUAGUUGUAGGUUUCGGAUUCGGAGGAUGGGCAAGUAUGGUUAAUUUUGUUCAUCAAAUCAAGACAUUUGGUGUCUUCACCAAGUGCUAUCAAUGCCCUCCCCACAAAGCUUGAAGAAAUUGACUACAUGAUUGUUUUUGAUUAUAUAGUUUAUAUUACAUGACAACUAUAAGUGUGUAAAAAGAGUGGAAUUUGUAACCUUUUCUUUUUCUUUCAGAUUUUGGUUUCUCUUUGUAUCGUAAAAGCUUUUGUAGCAUAUGCGUGUGCUUGAAUCCUGUAACUAAGAACUGUAGCUCCCUCUUUUGGAGGAUAUAUUUGAUAGCAGAUUAAUUUUAACAA
This is a messenger RNA of Daucus carota subsp. sativus, 1753 nucleotides long. RefSeq names its product auxin transporter-like protein 3. Lineage: Eukaryota; Viridiplantae; Streptophyta; Magnoliopsida; Apiales; Apiaceae. Gene Ontology annotation, biological process: amino acid transmembrane transport. Gene Ontology annotation, cellular component: membrane. The record is from RefSeq and is a predicted model, not a curated record. Gene Ontology annotation, molecular function: amino acid transmembrane transporter activity. The transcript is spliced from 8 exons. Bases 131 to 1528 code for a protein of 465 amino acids.